Messenger RNA from Tilletiopsis washingtonensis, 1240 nucleotides. RefSeq lists its product as hypothetical. Lineage: Eukaryota; Fungi; Basidiomycota; Exobasidiomycetes; Entylomatales. Gene Ontology annotation, molecular function: 8-oxo-dGDP phosphatase activity. The transcript has 9 exons. The record is from RefSeq and is a predicted model, not a curated record. Bases 81 to 1061 code for a protein of 326 amino acids.
CACAAGCAACGCGAGACCCCCGAGUAUACGUCGAUAUCCUCGCACUGCGCAGUCGAUCGCAGCCUACGAGGGUGCAGACCAUGUCGCCGCAGCACUCCUCGCUGCUUUCCGUCGUGCGCUUCUGCCACAACUCGAAUCCGUGGCAGGAUGCUUCGCUGGCGCCGCUCUUCUCCGGCCCGCCGUCCGAUGCGGCCUCGGUGCAGAUCGGCUUUUUGCCGCCAGACGUCGUCGCGGCCGUGAGGCGGGACACGGACGCAUGUGCGAAGGCCAAGGGUGGGCCGCCAGCCGUGCGCUGGUCCGACGACGGCAAGCAGUUCUGGAUCAACGAGCAGCUCGGCUCGGCGCAGGCGCGCACGGACGCGCUCAAUGCGCUGGCGCAGCACUGGCGUGCCAACAAGACGUUUGCCAACCCGCUUGACGGCUGGCGGGACGAGCUGUACGCCGUGUAUGGGCCGCCCGACCCGGCGUCCUCCUCCGCAGCACGGCCCAGCGCCUUUCUCAACCUCGAGCGAGCCGCCUGUGCUCUGUUUGGCGUCGCCACCUUCGGUGUGCAUGCCACGGCCUACACGCCCGACUACCAGAUCUGGGUGCCGCGUCGUUCAGCGACCAAGUCGACAUGGCCAGGGUAUCUGGACAACAGUGUCGCUGGCGGCAUCACGGCCGGCGACCGGCCGUACGAGUCGAUGGUGCGCGAGUGCGCCGAGGAGGCGGGGCUGGAGGAGACGCUUGUGCGCAGCUGCACCAAGCAAACGGGCGUGAUCAGCUACUUCUACACGACGCCCGAGGGCUGGGUGCAGCCCGAGGUCGAGUUCACAUACGACAUUGCACUGCCCGCCGACGUCGUGCCACGUCCCGUCGACGGCGAGGCCGAGUCGUUUGAGCUGAUGAGCGUCGAGCAGUGCGUGGCGAGCAUGCGGCGCGGCGAGUGGAAGGCCAACAGUGCGCUUGUCCUCAUCGACUUUCUCCUGCGCCACGGCCUGCUCACCUACGAGACGCUCGACUGCGACUUCCUGGCACUGACGUGUGCGCUGCACGCCGACCUCGGCCUGCCUGGCUGCUAGGCGAAUGUCACACCUCACGCUGCAUCGGCAGAUUGCCUGACGGUGACGCUACGGGGCCCCGUCCUGCACCGUACGUCGAGCGUGGAGCGCGGUAGAACGCCGCACCUGCCCUUGUCAGCCGACAGUCUCAUGCGGUCGAAGCAGCGGCUGUGGCUGCGUGAGCAAUGCUGACUGCUGCG